AUGGACUCUGAAGAUUCACAUGAUGCUCCAGGAGAUGCUCGCUCUUCUUCAAGCAGUAGUAGUUCCAGUUCCAGGAGUCGAAGAAGUUCAUCUUCAGGAAGAAGUGAUAGGUCUAAAAAGAACCCAAAGUCUCCAUCCCGUUCACCAGCAUCACCAAGAUCUAAUGGCCCAAGAUCUCCUUCACCUGAAAGUCAGUCUCAAUCUUCUCAAAGAUCACAACUCUCUAGUAAACCGCCAUGUUCUCCAGAUAACUUAAGUGGCGCUCAUUCUGAUAUUAACUCUCCUGAAAAUUCAAUGCCUGCAUCUCCACAAGGUCCUAAAUCACCAGAUGCUCCGAAGUCUCCAAGUGAUAUAGGAUCAAACAUUGGAUCACCUGAGCAACCAGAACAGUAUUCUUCUGCACCACCUUCGACUGGUGAAGGUCCUAAAACUCCACAGUCACCUAGUAGUUCGGUAAAGUCGCCAGCUGCUUCGCCAGAUUCUAGGUCACAGCCUAUCUCACCAGAUUCUGCUUCACAAAUAACAUCACCUUCAAGAAAACCUGUGCGUCAUUCCCCCAGCUCAAGUCCUUCUCCAGAUAGAAACUCAUCUCAUUCAUCACAUGUUCAAUCUCCAUCAGUCAAAAAAUCUGAUUGGAGUCCUAAAGAAAAGUGGAGGAGACAUACUAAAGCCGAACAAAAAAUGGUUACAAUUCCACAUUGUCGCAGCAGAUCAGAAUCUAGUCAGUCCAGCAGAAGUUCCUCUUACAAUAAGAGGACUAAUGUCAAGGAUCCAGCCACUGAAGAAAUCUCUGAAGGAGAAAUGGAGUCAGAUCAAGAAGACCAGAACUCAAGAAGUAAAUCUGCAGCAAGUGAUAAAAAUGAUGGAAAAGAUCAUAACAUUAGUCAUGAAGAUUUAUCUGAUGUAUCUGACUUGGAUUCAGUUGGACCAGAAGAAGUUGAUAAAGAAUCAAAGGUAAAAUCACCCCCUGCUUCCCCCGAAAGGAAUCAGGAUAUUAAUACUAAUGGAAAAGUUGGUACAAAUUUGCAGUCUUCACCAAAAUCUGAUAAUGGAAAAAAUGAUACACCAAAAAUGGACAAAGUACCUCAGGAGAAAACAAGUAAUACAGAGGAUGGGGAAGAACAGUUGGAUUUUGAAGCGGAAGAAGGUGAAUGCAUAGAGACUAAACCCAAGGAUAAAUCUAAUGGAGACAUAGAGCAAGUGGGCGAGAAAGGCACAGAUGAGGCAAAAGCGGGUCGCCGGUCGCGAGGAUCUUCCUUGGAGGAAGGUGAGGUAUCAGAUGAAGCUGAACGCAGACCAGAGGAGAGUGAACCACGUCCCGUUUGCCGAUUUUUCUCUCGUGGUGCUUGUACAUGGGGUGUUAGUUGCAGAUUCCUUCACCCAGGUGUUACAGAUAAAGGCAAUUAUAACAUGUUUGAUGUAGUACGAGGUGUACCGACUGCCGGUCCAUACGCCGCUCCUCCGCGUGAUGUUGCUCCGCCUGAGUCAGCCUGGGAGCGCGGUUUGCGCACUGCCAAAGAAAUGCUGAGGAUAGCAAACAAGCGCAAGGAGCAGGACAUGGAUUUCGAGGAGAAGAAACUGCACUUGUCGGUGGGUGGAGUGGUGCACGACCCGGACGCGGAGCUGGCGUACGCGGCCGCCGCGGUGGGUGCCUCGCCGCCGCACCAGCACGACCUGCCCGCACACGCGCACCGGGAACCCGACCCCUACAGCAGACCGUACGGCCCGAUGUAUCGUGGACGCUUUCCUCGGCCGGCUGUAGACGAACGUGAACGUUAUUACGAUCGUGAACGUAUCUACGAGCGAGAACGCAUGUACGAUCGCCCACCACAUUACGACGAACGUACUCCUAUACCAGAAGAACCAUUUCAUAAGAGAAGAGUUCGUUCGUCACGGGAGGUGAUAGUGCAGAGAGCAGAAGUAGAGCGGAGAGAGGGGCGGGAGGGGCGAGAAGUGCGUGAGGGGCGUGAGGGUCGGGAGGGACGCAUGCGAGAAGGGCGCGAGGGCCGGGAGGGGCGCGGUGACGACUGGGCUGAUCCCUGGAUGCGCGCCGAGCCCGCUGCGCGCCGCCGCCGCCCGCCUUCUUCGGAGGACUCGUACAGCACCUCUAGCGGCUGCUCGACGCAAGAGGAGGGCGUCGUCAUCCUCUCGCCAAAGGUUGUCGCCGUCGGUGAUCGUUCGCGAGAGGCGGCUGGCGACGGCGCGAGCUACUGCUAUGAACCCGCCCGCGCCGCGACGUCGGGCGCCCUCCCCGGCCGCCGCGCGCCAGAUGUCCGCCAACCCACCGCCGCCCGCCUCGCACCGACACAAGGUACGCACUUUCUAGCUGUCCGCCAACCCGCCGCCGCCCGCCUCGCACCGACACAAUGUACGCGCUCUGUAGCUGUCCGCCAACCCACCGCCGCCCGCCUCGCACCGACACAAGGUACGCACUCUCUAGCUGUCCGCCAACCCGCCGCCGCCCGCCUCGCACCGACACAAUGUACGCGCUCUGUAGCUGUCCGCCAACCCACCGCCGCCCGCCUCGCACCGACACAAGGUACGCACUCUCUAGCUGUCCGCCAACCCGCCGCCGCCCGCCUCGCACCGACACAAUGUACGCGCUCUGUAGCUGUCCGCCAACCCACCGCCGCCCGCCUCGCACCGACACAAGGUACGCACUCUCUAGCUGUCCGCCAACCCGCCGCCGCCCGCCUCGCACCGACACAAUGUACGCGCUCUGUAGCUGUCCGCCAACCCACCGCCGCCCGCCUCGCACCGACACAAGGUACGCACUCUCUAGCUGUCCGCCAACCCGCCGCCGCCCGCCUCGCACCGACACAAUGUACGCGCUCUGUAGCUGUCCGCCAACCCACCGCCGCCCGCCUCGCACCGACACAAGGUACGCACUCUCUAGCUGUCCGCCAACCCGCCGCCGCCCGCCUCGCACCGACACAAUGUACGCGCUCUGUAGCUGUCCGCCAACCCACCGCCGCCCGCCUCGCACCGACACAAGGUACGCACUCUCUAGCUGUCCGCCAACCCGCCGCCGCCCGCCUCGCACCGACACAAUGUACGCGCUCUGUAGCUGUCCGCCAACCCACCGCCGCCCGCCUCGUACCGACACAAGCUGUCCGCCAACCCACCGCCGCCCGCCUCGCACCGACACAAGGUACGCACUCUCUAGCUGUCCGCCAACCCGCCGCCGCCCGCCUCGCACCGACACAAUGUACGCGCUCUGUAGCUGUCCGCCAACCCACCGCCGCCCGCCUCGCACCGACACAAGGUACGCACUCUCUAGCUGUCCGCCAACCCGCCGCCGCCCGCCUCGCACCGACACAAGGUGCGCGCUCUCCAACUGUCCGCCAACCCGCCGCCGCCCGCCUCGCACCGACACAAUGUACGCGCUCUGUAGCUGUCCGCCAACCCACCGCCGCCCGCCUCGCACCGACACAAGGUAUGCGCUCUCCAACUGUCCGCCAACCCGCCGCCGCCCGCCUCGCACCGACACAAGGUGCGCGCUCUCCAUCUGUCCGCCAACCCACACCGACACAAGAAUCAGAUCCAUAUGGUCGUAGUAAAGCGUCGAGUCGCAAUAGAAAUAGGAAAAAAUAUUCAAGAUCGUCAUCGUCUGGAUCAGAAUCGUCGUCGUCGUCCAGCGAGUCUGAGAGCGAGUCGCGCUCGUCGUCGACGUCGGGCAGCUCGGGCGCUCGCCGCGCUCGCCACGCGCGCCUGCUCAACGCGGCCGCGCGUCCGCGUUUAAAUGCCAAAUCAAGUGCCGGUUUGGCAGCUGCAGUUUCGACAGUCAUCAGCAAAAAGGAAGCACCAAAUGACAAAGAUGUCGUCGGAAAAAAACGAUCUGCAACGUCACCGGUGAGUGGCGGCGCCCCAGCUAAGAAAUCAGUAUCAAGGAGAGAAGAGCUCUUGAAACAGUUGAAAGCUGUUGAAGAUGCUAUAGCUAGAAAACGUUCCAAAAUAUAG
Messenger RNA from Parnassius apollo (apollo), 3960 nucleotides. The record is from the annotation of a GenBank genome assembly. NCBI's taxonomy places the organism in Eukaryota, Metazoa, Arthropoda, Insecta, Lepidoptera, Papilionidae.